AUGGACAGACUUCUAAUCUGGAUUUUUCUACUGGGAUUUCUACAGACUGCGCUGGCACAGGGUGUGACAUCACUGGGCUUUCUGAACAUGAAACUGGACUCUUAUGUUGAUCUCAACAACGAAACAUUGUCUGAACUCAUCACAGAAUUUCUCCGUAAGAUAUUGGAAAGUGCUGAGUUUGAGGUGGCAGUGACAUAUAUUGAAAAUGAAGUGAUUGGUCUCGCCACAAACGCGACUGCGAGUGCUUCAGCGACGGAUCAAACUUAA
Knipowitschia caucasica is the source of this 267-nucleotide messenger RNA. The record is from the annotation of a GenBank genome assembly. Lineage: Eukaryota; Metazoa; Chordata; Actinopteri; Gobiiformes; Gobiidae.